AUGGCGUUUUUCGAUUUAGCCGAUGAAACAUCCCAAGACAUGCCCACCAUAAUUCAUUUAUCGGUUGGCAAUCCUUCACGGUUUCGAUAUCAUUACACCAUUAUUACGAUGAUGACUGGUGAGAUCAUUUAUAACAACGUUGGAUCAACCAAAUCCGUGGAUUUCACGUCUAUGUGGCGGCCACGCAUCACCACCGCGGCACGACGACCAGUCGACUUUACAGUUUACGCCUUCGCACAGCAACCUUCCGAAAGUCCACACGGUAUAAUAUCCAACAAAUAUCGUCCAACCGCCGUCUCAAUCAUCUCAUAUCAUUCGACACCGUCGGCAUCGCAGUCAUAA
This is a messenger RNA of Macrosiphum euphorbiae (potato aphid), 342 nucleotides long. The record is from the annotation of a GenBank genome assembly. NCBI's taxonomy places the organism in Eukaryota, Metazoa, Arthropoda, Insecta, Hemiptera, Aphididae.